Messenger RNA from Nelumbo nucifera (sacred lotus), 606 nucleotides. The record is from RefSeq and is a predicted model, not a curated record. NCBI's taxonomy places the organism in Eukaryota, Viridiplantae, Streptophyta, Magnoliopsida, Proteales, Nelumbonaceae.
AUGGGCGCAACCCUAGAAACCGAAAAGAAGGGGGAAGAGCAGUUUGAUUCAAGGAAAGAGACAAGCCAAAAGCCACAAGUGCCAUUUCCCAAUAAGCUUAAGCGACACAAAAUGGAAAAGGAAUUCGGUAAGUUCCUUGAAAUUUUCAAGAGUUUACAUAUUAACAUUCCUAUUGUAGAUGCCUUAGCCCAAAUGCCGUAUUAUGCAAAGUUCCUUAAGGAAAUCUUGGUGAACAAAAGGAAAUUGGGAGACGUAGCCAUAGUUGCAUUGAAUGAAGAAUGCUCAGCAAUCCUCCUCAACAAGCUGCCUCAGAAACUGAUUAAAAAGGCAUUGUGUGAUUUAGGAGCUAGUAUAAAUCUGAUGCCCUAUUCGAUUUUUAAGAAAUUAGGGUUGGGUGAACCCCAACCCACUAGAGUUGCAUUGCAAUUAGCUAAUAGGUCAAUCAAGCAUCCUAGGGGAAUCAUAGAAGAUGUACUUGUUAAGGUUGACAAAUUUAUUUUUCCCGUGGAUUUCAUAGUGUUARACAUGGAAGAGGACAUUGACGUCCCACAUAUCCUAGGGCGACUCUUCCUAGCUACAGGAAAGACGAUGAUUGAUGUCCAAUAA